Colletotrichum godetiae is the source of this 504-nucleotide messenger RNA. RefSeq lists its product as uncharacterized. The transcript has a single exon. The record is from RefSeq and is a predicted model, not a curated record. Lineage: Eukaryota; Fungi; Ascomycota; Sordariomycetes; Glomerellales; Glomerellaceae. Bases 1 to 504 code for a protein of 167 amino acids.
AUGGCCUACUUCGAUACCAUCAAGCAGAAUUUGCAGCCGCCUGACGCCGUAUUCGAGGUGUCAGAGGCCAGCAUAUCGGACGAAAGCAUGUCGGACGACGUGAUCUUGGAGGAGUUGAACCCGGCGAGUGUCAAAUUCGCUGUUGCUGUCAAAAGGCGCAGCCAGGGGCCGAAAAUCAAGACGAGAGAUGGCACCGAAGUCAACACUGACAAAGCCAGAUGGGAACCAGCGCAAUGCAUGGUGGAUGGGACGAUGGUCAAGGGCUUCAAAUAUGUUGGUAACUCGGGGACAGUCUAUUUUUCCACGAAUGUCAACAACUACUUCAAGUCUGAGAGUACGUUUACUCGUGUAUCCGGGGAAUUGUUAUCAAUUAGCUUCGUUAUAGUCAUCACCAUUUGUGUUGCUGUCGCCCAAACCUCCAAUGUGUCCCCACGAGAGCAAACCGUCCAUUGCCCAUCGUCGCAAGCGGACGAUUCGGCCGUGCCCGAGACGCUCAGUGGCUGA